UUGUCAUUGCUAUGUCGUACGCAAAAAAAAAAAGGUAUUUUCUAAGAAUAUACAAGGUACACUCAAGGGUUUAGUUGAGGAAAUGAGUGGAGUGAAAACCAUGGGUCAAAUCCCAGCAGAAACCCAAAAAUCAGUGUGAUACUUUUCUAGUCGUCUCAUUAUUGGUAAAUCUGUACUUGUGUGCCAGUAGGAAAUGAUAAGUAGCUGAUGGAAUAGUCGAGGUCCGUGCAAACUAGCCACUGAAACCACCAUGACAUGGUGAUAAUUUUAGGGUUAACAAGUGACAGGAAGCUACAAGGAAUCUUUAUUAAUUUACUUGAUCACCUAGCAGUUUAGUUAUUUAAGUGAAAUUCCACCUUAAAGUGCAUUAUAUUUCACUACCAUUUGUCGAUAUAUCUUGAUAAUAACUCAACCAUGUCCUUUGCCUAUAAAUUCGUAGUUUCUUUCAUUUGGCCUAAACACCACAAAGAUCCUAUAGUAGUCAUCUUUAAUGGCAUCAACUAGUAAACUUGAAAGCAAAAAGAUCAAUGGCACUGUUGUCGUUGUGAAAAAGAGAGCUUUAGAGCUUGUUCCAUCUGAAGUGGUUCCACAGAAAGUUUAUGAGAUUCUUGGAGACAAGGUUACACUGCAGCUUAUCUCUUCUGUUAAUGGAGAUUCAGAAAAUAAAGGGAAACUUGGGAAUCCAGCACAUUUGAGAGAUGAGAAUAAAGUAGGCGAUGAAUCAAAGUUCAGUGUCACAUUUGAUUUGGACGAAGAGUUUGGAGCUCCGGGAGCAUUCAUCAUCAAGAACUUCAAUCCUAAUGAGUUCUUUCUCAAGAAACUGACUCUUGAAGUUGAUGAUCCAAGUCAUGGUGGCAUGCAUUUUGUCUGCAAGUCUUGGGUUUAUCCAGCUGAAAAGUACAAAUCUGACCGCAUAUUCUUUGUGAAUCAGGCUUGGCUUCCAAGUGAAACUCCAGUAAAAUUGCGCUGGUAUAGGGAAGAGGAAUUGUUGAACUUGAGAGGAAAUGGAAUUGGGAAGCUUGAGGAGUGGGACAGGGUUUAUGACUAUGCUUAUUACAAUGACCUUGGAGAACCUGAAAAGGGUUCAACUUAUGUCAGGCCAAUCCUAGGAGGAUCUACAAAGUAUCCUUAUCCGCGUAGAGGAAGAACCAGUAGAUCACCAACAAAAACAGAUCCUAAUUCUGAGAGCCGGCUCCCACUGCUAAUGAGCUUUGACAUUUAUGUUCCAAGGGAUGAAAAAUUUGCACCCUUAAAGAUGACCGACUUUAUUGGAAUAGCACUUAAGGUCAUCGUUCAGCUCCUUGUCCCCGAGCUCGAGUCUUUAGGAAACAUCAACCUUAAUGAGUUCAACAGCUUUGAAGAUAUUUUAAAAAUUUAUGGAGGAGGAGUCAAUCUUCCUGAUGAUGUUUUGCAGAGAAGUAGUGCAGAGAUGCUCAAGGAAUUUAUUCAAAGUUCUGGUCAUGAGUUUCUUAAGUAUCCAAUGCCACAGGUUAUAAAAGAGGAUAAGUCGGCUUGGAGGACUGAUGAGGAAUUUGCAAGAGAGAUGCUUGCUGGAAUAAACCCUGUCUGUAUUUGUGGCCUCAAAGAGUUUCCUCCAACUAGUAAGCUGGACCCCAAAGUCUAUGGUGACCAAACUAGCAAAAUAAGCAGAGAACAUAUUCAAAAUCAGUUGGAUGGACUCACUAUAGAAGAGGUGAUCAAGGGGAAUCAGCUUUUCAUAUUGGAUCAUCAUGACACAUUAAUGCCAUAUAUGAGGCAGAUCAAUAUGACAAGUACAAAAAUUUAUGCCUCAAGAACUCUCCUCUUUCUACAAAAAGAUGUGACUUUGAAGCCGCUAGGCAUUGAACUAAGCUUGCCUCAUCCUGAUGGAGAUCAGCAUGGUUUCAUUAGCAAAGUUUUUACACCACAGGAAGAUGGCGUUGACGCUUCCAUAUGGCAAUUGGCAAAAGCUUAUGUUGCAGUCAAUGACUCUGGGGUUCAUCAGCUAAUCAGCCACUGGUUACACACCCAUGCCACAAUAGAGCCAAUUGUGAUCGCGACAAACAGGCAACUAAGUGUGCUUCAUCCUAUCUAUAAGCUUUUGCAUCCUCACUUUCGUGAUACAAUGCACAUAAAUGCAUUGGCUAGACAGACUCUACUUAAUGCCGGAGGAAUUCUUGAGCAAACAGUUUUCCCUACAAAAUAUGCCAUGGAGAUGACCUCAGCAGCUUACAAGGAUUGGGUUUUUCCUGAGCAGGCCCUUCCUGCUGAUCUUAUCAAGAGAGGUGUGGCAAUUGAGGAUCCUGAAUCAGAAAAAGGUGUCCGUCUUCUAAUCCAGGACUAUCCAUAUGCUGUGGAUGGGCUAGAAAUAUGGGCAGCUAUCAAAAGUUGGGUUCAGGAGUAUUGCACUAUCUAUUACAAAACAGAUGACAUGAUUCAGAAGGACACUGAACUUCAAGCCUGGUGGAAGGAACUCCAAGAAGAGGGACACGGUGAUAAGAAAGACGAGCCAUGGUGGCCUAAAAUGCAGACCCUCAAAGAACUGACCGAUUCAUGCACCAUAAUUAUCUGGAUUGCUUCUGCUCUUCAUGCAGCCAUCAAUUUUGGGCAGUAUCCUUAUGGUGGCUACCUACCAAACCGCCCCUCAAUGAGCCGAAGGCUCAUGCCUGAACCAGGCAGUCCAGAGUAUGAAGAGCUGAAGACGAACCCUGAAAAAGGAUAUCUGAGGACAAUUACACCACAACUUCAAACUCUCAUUGGAAUUUCUGCUAUAGAAAUUUUGUCAACACAUUCUUCAGAUGAAAUCUACCUUGGCCAAAGAGACACUCCUGACUGGACUAACGACAAAGCGCCAUUACAAGCUUUAGAAAGAUUUGGAAAGAAGCUAGCUGAAAUUGCAGAAAAAAUAAUAAAGAUGAACAAUGACAAGAAAUGGAAGAACAGAAUGGGGCCUACUAAGAUGCCAUAUACAUUGCUUUAUCAUAUAAGUGAACCAGGACUUACUGGAAAAGGAAUACCAAACAGUGUCUCUAUAUAAAGUUGUUAUCUUUACCAUCAUUUGCACUAGACUUCAAUAACACUCUUCCUAAUUAUCUAAUUUGGAAGUUAAGACUAAAACAGCAACAGUUUGUAACUAAUAUUUGAAUUAUCUAGUUAACUUUGGAAAAAUAUUUCUUUUUUAUUAUAUAUAAAAAGUAAAUAAAAGUUGGUACUGUGAUUUUGGAGUGAUGA
Solanum pennellii is the source of this 3210-nucleotide messenger RNA. RefSeq names its product probable linoleate 9S-lipoxygenase 5. The record is from RefSeq and is a predicted model, not a curated record. NCBI's taxonomy places the organism in Eukaryota, Viridiplantae, Streptophyta, Magnoliopsida, Solanales, Solanaceae. The transcript has 9 exons. Bases 491 to 3016 code for a protein of 841 amino acids. Gene Ontology annotation, biological process: lipid oxidation. Gene Ontology annotation, molecular function: oxidoreductase activity, acting on single donors with incorporation of molecular oxygen, incorporation of two atoms of oxygen; metal ion binding; protein binding.